This is a messenger RNA of Sceloporus undulatus (fence lizard), 7797 nucleotides long. RefSeq lists its product as uncharacterized. Gene Ontology annotation, cellular component: catenin complex; adherens junction. Gene Ontology annotation, biological process: cell-cell adhesion; cell migration. The record is from RefSeq and is a predicted model, not a curated record. The transcript is spliced from 9 exons. NCBI's taxonomy places the organism in Eukaryota, Metazoa, Chordata, Lepidosauria, Squamata, Phrynosomatidae. Gene Ontology annotation, molecular function: actin filament binding; beta-catenin binding. Bases 580 to 5142 code for a protein of 1520 amino acids.
AUUGACUUUAGCUUUUAUUUUGUAAUGUCCUACAUUUUUCUAGAAUGUCCUACAUUUUGGCAGUGCCUUGUCCUCCAAUGCGGUUAUGACAUCUGGUCACCCGGCCUUUGGCCUGGUCAAGGAAGGCCAUUUUUAUAUAUUCAAUGCACUCCUAUAACCAGGGACACUUUGGCUGUGUAUGUCACAACAACAACAACAACAACCCCUUUUAUCACAUUUGAUUGCAUUUUAUUCUUUUAAAGAGUGGUGUGUUUUAACACUGUAAUAGUUUGAUUCUAGUUGACUGCUCACUUUUUGUAUGCUUUUAAUUGUGUUGCCCUUUUCGGUUGUGAGGCGCUUUGAGUCCCAAAGCGGAAAAGUGGGAUAUAAAUAAACAAACAAAUAAAUAAAACAAUAACAACAACAUCAAUCUGAGCUGCAUUUUCUGGUUAGCCCCUUGGCAGGACCACUGAUGCUGAAUGUCCAUCCGACCAGCAGCUGCCUGUUGCCAAGAGAGACCUUUGCGCUGCCCAAGGGCUCGCAUUACGCAUAAACCCACAAGGCAAUAUACAUUAUUUAUAAAGCUGCCAUCUCUGUUACAUGAAGGAGAAGUGGGUUUUUUCUGGAACCGAAAAAGAAGCUCCCUCAGCAGAAAUAGCAGAAACAAUGGAAUCCUUUUCUCUCAAUGACAUCUGCGACAUCUGUGCUGUUGUUUAUACCAAAUCCACUGAGAGAAUCAUUUCACCCAUGGUUGCUGAACUUUACCAUUUAAUUAUAGCAACAGAACUAGGAGAAGUGAACUAUGAAGGGCUUUCUGGUUUAGAGACGACUGCUGAAGAAUUAGCUGGGGCUACAGAAGAGCUUGCCUGUAUUGCCAGGAGGCUGGCUGAGGAAUCAGAGGAUGAGGUAUUUCAGCAGGUAAUGAUGCCAGCAGCUGAAUCUCUCCUGAUAGCCGGGAAAAACAUCCUUCUGGUGGCACAGAAGCUCCACCUUCAACCUCGCACUGAUAACUGUAUUGGGGAACUGGCUGUAUCUGCAAAAAGGAUUCUUUUGGAAACCAUAAAAGUCCUCCAAACAGAAGAUAAUGCUGCAGUCAGAAAGAUAAUCCAAGCUGCCUGUUGGCUCUUGGACUGCUUGGUCAUGCUUGAAUCUGCUGAAGAUGUAUCAGCAAUGCUGGCUGCUUUCCACACUUUUUCAGAGGCUUUGUUGCUGCUGACCAAUCUGACAGAAAGAUUCCUCUGGGAUCUUAAAGAAGCUGCUCAUCAGACGCACUUGGCUGAAUGCCUGCAGACCCUUAGAAACUGCAUUCCUAUGCUACAUACAGCAAAACUCAGUAACCUAAAAUAUCCCAGUGAUCAGCAAGUGAAGCUAUCAAAAAGUUAUGUUUUUGAUUUGGCAAAGAACACAGUUAAGGAGUUGAUCUCUCUGCUGAGCAACAAUGCAGGGACCAAAAGGCUAAAUGAAAGACAUGGCCUCUUUCCCCAGUAUUUGCAUAAGCUUUUGAACCUCCUGUCCAAUCCACAGCCUAUUGAUCUACAGGAGGGCAAGUUAAACAUCCUCAUAGAAGUGGUGGUCUCCUGCUGCAUGCUGUUAGCUGAUUCAUCAAGAACAGCUCAAAAGCUGGAAUUGGUCAAACUUUGUUAUCAUGUUCUGAAAUUCAGAAAGGCAAUUGCCAUGGAGGUGUGCAUGGGUGAUGGGUUUCCAAUGGAAAACCAGAUAGACGAAAACAUAAAAGAGAAAUGUUUUGCCAUGAAAGCUGUUCUGGAAAACCUUAAUCAAGCGGUGCAUACUGCUGUUCUCUAUCAGAUCCUGGACAAUUUUGCUGAAACAAAAGGGCCACUGCUGAGAUUGGUAGAAGCUGCUCUAGAAUCAUGUUCUUUUGAGAACGGGGAACUCUUAAGAAAACUGAAGCCUCUGGUUGCUCAAUUCUUCAGUCAUUCUAACCAGAUGCUCAAAGGAGCCAAUUUUGUCCUUGCCACAUGCACCGAAAUAGAAACCGGACAAGACAUUGAAGAUUGCAUUGGCCAUUUGGGCAGACUUCUUGCCACAGUGCCUACCCUCCUCAGCAAAAAGAGUCCUGGUGAUGAGAGCAUGGUUGAAAAGUUACACUUCUUGUGUCAAUCAUGGUCAAGCACAACAGAAAGUUUGCUGACAUGUUUGGAUAAAGUGGUUAACCUACGUGAAUUUCUUGAUCUCGGAAUUCAGGAGAUGGUGAGACACAAAGAAGAGAGUGAGAAAGCUUUAGAGAAUCAGCACUCUGGAGAAUUUUCUCACCAUGUCUCCAGUCUUUCCAAACAAGCCACACAAGCAGUAGAGUGUGUUACCAGACAUGUGAAUCGCUCUAGGGACCCCAUUUUCCGGAAUGGGCUGCUUGUUUUACUUAAAGAACUAGAAAAGAGCCUAUUGCAAGUGAAAGCUGCUACACAUCAGUGUAUGACAAGAAUUGAUAGUCAGCAAGCCAAAGAUGAAUAUUCAAAGAAGACAAAAGAACUGAUUGAAUCAGCUUGCAAUGUCAGAAUGGGGCUAGAUGAAUGCAAUCAGCCAGAUAUUCUCAGCCCACUUCGGUUAGGUGUUCGAAAUCUCAACAUUUCCAAAGACUUUCCCAGUGGUUUCACUCCACAGGAUCUUGCAGAACAAGAUCAGUGCAGAGGUGUUGCAAAUGAUGAUGAUGAACAAUACACUAUAGAACAAAGAAGUUCAAACAAUUCAGAAUUAAUGACAGAGUUGUCAGGCAACUCUCUUCCAGCCUCUUGUCCUUCACAGAGAGGCAGUAUUUCAUUCUCUGAAAGUGCAACUGGAAAAGUGGAUUUACAUCCUUUGAUCAGUGAGCUUAUAACAGCAAUGGAAAUACUCAACACCACAAGGUUGAACAGUGCUUGUUCUGAUUUAUUGGAGUUUUCCAACUGUUAUGUUGAUGCAGCUAAAGAAGCUUUAAAAGUUGCCAAGACUCCUGAGUCUGAAAAACUACUGCAUUACCGAGAAAUAGUGGCAUUAAUCCCUUGUUUUAUUAGUUUAGCCAAAGAUGUAAAUCCAAACCAUUCUCCUAGCUCAGAGAAACGUCUGCAAACAGCAGUUUUGCUCUCUGAGAGAUUUGAUGAAGCUAAGCAAUGUCUGACCACUAUUGCAAGCUCUUGGUACCCCCUGGCUAAGCAGCUACUUUGCAAUACCUCUGCAUCUGAUUUUGUGGACAGCGGACAAAAGAUAGAUGAGAUAGUUCAGAUUUUAGGGAAUAUUGUUCAACUGGCUGGCAAAGCCUCUCAUGCAAACUAUGAGAAUGAGCGCUUAGAGUUUCCCAGACGUCAUGAAUGUUUUCUGCGUGUUCAAGGUAAAUUCACCUGUGUGCAAGCCAGAACAAAACACUUGCUUGAAAAGGCACCAGUGGUUAAUAAAGCUCACUCUGACCCAGCUCAGCUGGAGAGCUUUGAUGCAAGCUGCAUUCUCUGGUCUGUCACCAUCCAAAGUUUCCUUAACUGUUUGGAUCAGUUUAUAGGAAGUGAUGUGUUGUUCUUAAGUGACUUAACAAACACAAUGGACCACCAGCUUUCUUUGCAAAGCACCAUGGCAGUACUAUCAGAGACUACUCUGAGAAUACAAGAAGCCACCAGAUUGUCACUUCUGCCUUGCACUGGACAUGACAGCAAGAAUGAAAUUGUAGUGCUAAGGAAACAGAUGAAAACACUUAUGGAGUCUUUACUUCAUGUUGCAGAUGACCUUUCUGCCUCUCCAUUGCCUGCCCCAAAUUUGUCAGUCCGUUUUCAGCUUCUGCAAAGACAACUUGCCAUAACAGUCAAAGUCCUUCUGCUUCAGCUGAAUGUGGUCAAUGGAGAAUACCUCAGCAGCAUCCAAAACAUCAUCAGACUAACCCAGGUUGUGCCUUGUGACAAAGAAAGUGACUCUGGUAUAAUCAACAAGGGGGACUUUGAAAAAGAUGCAGGACAGCUUAUGGGAAAUAUCCAGAAGGUCAAAGGUAUAAUCAGAGAUGCUCCAGAGAACUCUUCUUCCUUGGAGGUGAAAGAGAAUUUACUUUCCACUGUUGACCAUCUCCUGCUACUUACUGAUGAGAUGAUAAGAAGAACUGCGAAACUUCAAAGUCACCUUGACAAGGAGCAUCUCCUGGUAGACAGUAUUCUACAUGAGUGGUCUGCUAAAGCUGGUUAUCUUGUGAGACAGCUUCAGUCUACAGAAAGUAUCAGUGAAAGGGCCCUCGAACAUGUUAGGAGAUGUUUGCAAAACAAUGUGGAACAUAUUCAUUCAAGUCAGCCUUUCUGUGAAACACAGUCUCUCUUGCAUAAGGACAAGGAUAGCAAAAUGCCUCAGGAUCUUGAAACUUCAACCCACAAGACUAUUAGAACCAACCAACGAGCUUCCUUUGUCAGGGACACAGAUAAAAUGAAAUGCUACCAGUAUCUUAGUUAUGAAUCUCCAGCAGAGACUUCUAUCAGGAAUGAGCAGGUUGGAGCUACUGGGGGAAAAAACAUAGACCAGUACUGUGGAAAUCCUCAAAGCAAGUUCCAGCCCAGUCACACCAUGGAAAACUCAAAAACCAGUCCUACCUCCUUGCUGGAAAAUUCCAAAAAGAGGCAACACAGUGUCUGUCUGAUCUCACAAGUCGUCAAGCAAAUGACAACUCAGAUGUCCUACAUGGUUCAGUUCCUGAAAAGGAGAGGGCCGGUUACGACCAAGGAACAGCUCAUUGCCUGUGCUACAGAAAUAAUUUCUGAAGGACAAGUGCUGGUGAAGUUUGCCAGCAUCAUUGCAAACAACUGCCGAGAUGAAAGAUGUGCAACUGAACUCAUGUAUGCUGUGGAGCAAACCAAGACAAUCAGUUAUCAACUCAGCAUCAUUUCCAGGGUUAAUGCAUCAACUGGCAGGAGCCGGUCAUCAGCAGAACACCUUGUCAGCAAUGCGCAGAAUCUAAUCCAUGUGGCUCUUCAGAUGUUGAAGAUGGCGGAAGCAGCUUGUGUCAAAGGUCUGAAGCAACCACCCCCUAAUUCAGAAGAAGCUGACGUAGCAGCAUUUUGCAGCCAGUGGAGAAAAUGCUUAUGGUGGCACAGAUUCAAGGAAUCACUGAACUCAGAAAGAGAUGAGUUGGGACUGCGCAAGACUGGAUCAUGGUCUGAACCUACCUUCACAUCUAUGACCCAAGAACUAUGUGCUCCAUAGUAAUAAUAACUACCCCAAUCCUGCUAAAAAAUAUUGACAACUCUUGGAGAUAUGAAAUAUAUUCACAACUAGCAAAAUGGCCACUAGAUAGGGACAAUAUGUAUGAUACGGCUAGGCAACCCAAUGCCCUCCUGAUAUUUUAGAUUACAGAAUCCCUUAAUCCCUGUCCAUUGACCAUGGCUGGAUGAGACUGGUGGGAAUGAUAGAUGGGAAUACCUGGAUGGAAUCAGACUGCUUAGCUGUGAUAUAUGAAAGUGUAGUUUUCAAAGGAGGCCUACAGCUACAGGGCUGUGUGCCAGUUCCAACAUCUCUUUGCUUCUGCCUUCGCCCUGCUUUUAUCUCACUUGUGCUGCUUCCUCCCACUCCUCAGUGUCCCCCUCCUCUUCCUUUCCUUCCCCAACACCCUCAGGAUCACUUAUGUUUAUGCACAUAAAGAGCCCUGAUGGCGCAGUGGUUAAAUGCCAGUGCUGCAGCCACAACGUUGUGAGUUCGAUCCCAGGCUCCAAGGUUGACUCAGCCUUCCAUUGUUUCAUAGGUUGGCAAAAUGAGUACCCAGCUUGUUGGGGGCAAUUGGCUAACACUUGUAAACUGCUUAGAGAGUGUAUAGUUCACUAUGAAGCGGUAUAGAAAUAUAGGUACUAUUGCUAGUGCUAGAAGCCUAUUGGUGUCUUGUGCAAGUGUAUGCUUCCUUAAUGUGGGACAUGUUGGAAGCGGUUGGACAUUUUUGUCUAUUGCAGAAUGCUUGUAUUCAAUUCAAAGUUGUAAAAGUGGAGGUGUGCAUGGAGCUUUUUAUUCUUUGCUUUCUCCAAUGAAGCUCUUCCCUAUACUGUGACCAAGCUUGAGGCACUAAAGCAAACAGAAUUAAAGAAUAAAAUAGAAACAGCAGAGUGAGCAGUAACUUAUACAGUGAAUUAGUAAGAACAUCUUGUAGUACAGUAUUGGAUUAAAACAUGUGGUAGCCCUCACGGCAUGAGUCAUGGAUAUCCAAUGAAUGUUCAUUUCCAAUGGCACCUUGAACAGCGAUAUAAUUGUAAAGCUCAUUGUUCUAAUGAAUGUGCCAGCUAAGGAACAACCAUUAUCCUCAUCAAUUUAUAUAACUGGUGCUUUUGUCAGCAGCAUUAGGUGGCUGCUGCUAUGGUAGAGAAUUGUGGUACUGAAAGGAGAGGGAAUACUGUGUAUUUCAUAAAUUAGAGUAACGGUAACCCAUACCAUGACCUAUCAUGAUAUUGUGAAGGGACUAAAAGAGAUUAUCAAGAUGUCCAAAUGGGACCAUGUGCUAAAUAAAAUUCUGACUGCUGUGUAUAUUACAUCACAAUAUGCCUUGGUGGACUGGAAGGCUUAGGGCAGAAGAUGGUAGAAUACAUUCCAGUGACCAAUGAUCACAAUGGAACACAAUUGAAUGGAGGAAAGGACCUGUCCAUUUAUCACACUGUUCUUACAUAAUAUACACAUAAUAGUCCAUGGAUAAAAGGCCAAUCUUCAGUACUUUUUGGCUGAAGUUUUGGCUACAAAAGAAAACCUUGAAGAAAAGAGUCCUGGAUAAUAUGUUAAACUGCAUGAGAAUGAGAUGCUGAUAAGACUUGUUGGUGGACUAAAUACUGACGCCAUAUGGAAGAAACUGUUAAAGAAUAGGUGAGAACUGAAUAGGUGCAGUUCCAGUUGGAGAGUGCAGAGGAAAGAGGGAAUACAUGGUUUAUUUAUUUGUCUUAAGUUGUAGGUAAAAAAGAUCAGCUUCAGGAAGGCCAGAAGCUCAAGGCCUUCUUUAUGUGAACUUUCUGCUUGCACUGUUUGAUGAAGAACUUCUCCAAAGCUUCAUCAAUGUGAACUUCAACUCAGAGAUAUUUACUGGUUCCUCUGCAGAUGUGAGGGAUGAAAGAAUGCGCUUUGAAUUGUCAGGGCGAAUUCAAUGGGAACACUUGGUAUGGAGAGGAAGUAGUUCUGGGAACAGAAAUGUUUUAGUUUAAAGAUGAAUGGCUAGCGAGCGUGUGAAAACAUUUGAAUUGCUAAUGGGUUUUAAUAUACACUGCAACCGAAAGUACCUCAGUCCUGACAAUAUCGCUUUUCUGUGCACAACUGCUGCCUUUGGAAAUUGUUUGGAAACUUCAGCGGGUCCAAAAUGCUGCUAUUGAGAAUAAUAGCCAAAAUACAGGCUAUGGGCCAGGGCUAAAGGGAUCGUGUGACUUCUCCGUUAAACAAGUGCAUUGGCCAGUCCGUUUCGGUGCAGAAUUAAAAGUCCUGGGUUUCACCUUUAAAAACCCUAAACAGCUUGAGUCCACACAAUCUGAAAGACUGUAUCUGCUUAUAUAAACCAGCAUAAGCCUUAUGUUCUUCAGGGGAGGGCUUUCUCUCAGUCCUGCCAUCUUUGCAGAUGUGGUCGAUAGGACUCAGAGGAGAGCCUUCUCUGUGGCUGCUCCCAGACUGUGGAAAUCUGUUCUAUAGGAGGCCUGCGGGUGAAGACAUUUUUAUUAAGGCAUGCCUUUGAACUGUGAAUUUUAUGGAACAGUGGUGCAUGUUUAAAUGAUGUGCUGUUUUCUGAUCUUUUUAUUUUACUUUAAUUGUAAACAUCUUUUAAAUAUGUGUAAGGGUUUUAACUGUUUUUAGUAUGUUUUAAGUAAAAAUAAUAUUUAAAUCCUUUUUAACGUUUGUACAUUAAUG